Molecule: messenger RNA, 1099 nt
Organism: Eubalaena glacialis (North Atlantic right whale)
Lineage: Eukaryota; Metazoa; Chordata; Mammalia; Artiodactyla; Balaenidae
Gene: MESP2
Product: mesoderm posterior bHLH transcription factor 2
Exons: 2
Coding region: 1-1095 (364 amino acids)
Biological process (GO): heart morphogenesis; mesoderm formation; somite rostral/caudal axis specification
Cellular component (GO): nucleus
Molecular function (GO): protein dimerization activity; RNA polymerase II cis-regulatory region sequence-specific DNA binding; DNA-binding transcription factor activity, RNA polymerase II-specific
Source: RefSeq, a predicted model, not a curated record
AUGGCCCAGUCCCCUCCUCUGCAGGGCCUCCUCGGCCACGACCACUGGAUCUUCCCCCAGGGUUGGGGCUGGACCGGCCACUCGGACUCCACGUCCCCGGCCUCCUCCUCGGAUUCGUCGGGCUCGUGCCCCUGCGACCGUGCCCGCGGCCCCUCGCAGCCGGCGCCCCCAGCCCCCAGCGCCUCAGAGGCCGCCUCGACAGCACCCGGACGUGCGCGGACGCGGCCGGCAGGCGGACAGCGGCAGAGCGCCAGCGAGCGUGAGAAGCUGCGCAUGCGCACGCUCGCCCGCGCCCUGCACGAGCUGCGACGCUUUCUGCCGCCGUCCGUGGCGCCCGCCGGCCAGAGCCUGACCAAGAUCGAGACACUGCGCCUGGCCAUCCGCUACAUCGGCCACCUGUCGGCCGUGCUGGGCCUCAGCGAGGAGAGCCUGCAGUGCCGGCGGCACAGCGACGCGGUACUCCCUCGAGGCUGCCCGCUGUGCCCCGACGGCGGCCCCGCGCAGGCGCAGGCGCAGACGCAAGGGUGCGGCCCUGGCUCAGCCGCUAGCUCCGCGGUGUCGUGGGCGUCCCCGCCCGUCUAUCCCGGAGCCAUAGCGGCGCCCGAGCGCCUGGGGAGCAGGGUCCCCGAUAUGGGUGCCUGGGUGACACCCCUUUACUGCCCCGGGAUGCAGUCGCCCCCGCAGCUGUCCCAAGGGAGAGCCCCUGAAGCGGCCCGUUGGACGCCGCCCCAAGCCUGUUCCGGAACGCAGACACCCCCAGAGCCCCGGAACCAGGCCACGCCCUGGACCUCGCCCCCCGCGAUGGAGCUGGCUGCAGUGUACCAGGGUAUCUCUAUGUCUCCGGAGUCCUGUGUGUUGCCAGAAACCCCUCCUGUCCUGCCCCGCCCAGCAUGCCAGAGACUCCAGCCUGAGACCCAGUGGGGAUGGUGGAGCCACAGUGCAGAGGUGCUGCCCAGCUCGGAGGACCAGGGACCAGGCCCUGCCUUCCAGCUCAGUGAUGAAAGCCCUCCCCAGAGCUCAGGCGUACAGCUCAGUGGCUGCCCUGAAUUUUGGCAAGAAGAUUUGGAGGGGACUCACCUGGGCAUCUUCUACUAAUGGC